AUGGAGGCCCCGUACUGUCCGGAUCAUCCCCAGACUCGCCAUUGCUCCUCUCCUCCCAUCCGAGCGCCCUGCACGCCUCCGCCGGAUACCUGGGGCGGAGCCUUGGAGGCGUUCGUCGCUGCCGCCAAGCAGCUGCCGCGGGAGGGCGUGUACGACGUGGUGGAAGGCUACGUCAAGAUCUCCGUGGAGUGCGCCGAGGUGUUCCAGCUGCUGAGCGGGGAGCGGCCGCCCGAGAGCGAGGUACUGUUGGUAUUUCAAGCUCUCGAGGCCAUCUUGCUGCGGACAGCGAGCGACCUUUCGCAUUUGCACGUUGUGGGGACCAACAUCGUGAAGAAGCUGCUGAAUAACCACAUGAAGCUCAUCUGCGAGGCCCUGUACGCCUCGGGGUACAGGGUGGCCCGAGCCUGCCUCAGCCUGAUGACCGCCAUGGUGACCCAGGGCCCCGAUGCCGCCAGGGACGUCUGCAGCCUUUUCGAUCUGAAUAAAAAGACCUUGUACGCCCUGGUGGCCAAGAGGGAUUCCAAGGGCGUGCACGACGUCCGGCUGGCCUACAUCCAGUUCGCGCUGUCCUUCCUGAUCGCCGGCGACGACAGCACCGUGGUGCAGGUGCUGGAGCUGAAAGAGUUCAUCCCCUGCAUCUUCGCCUCGGGCGUCAAGGAGGAUCGGAUUUCCACGGUCGAGAUGCUGCUGUCCACGCUGCAGACAAAGGUGGUUCACAAUAAAAGGAUCACAAAGACCCAGAAGGUCCGUUUCUUCACCGGGCAGCUGCUGACCCACAUCGCGUCUCUCUACAGCUGGAACGGGAGCGUCGACGUGGACCUGGGACCCCCUGAGGCUUCUGCAGAGGACGCGGGGAGGGGCCUGGUGCGGGAGCGUGUCCACCGCUUCCUGACGGACCUCUGCUGCUCGCUCAAGCACGGCAUCAACUUCUACGACGCGACCUUGGGAACCUCCGGCAGAGGAGGGAACCUGACGCUCCUGCACUUCCUGUUGGGCUUGAGAACGGCCCCAGACGACGAGCUGGUGGCUGAGCUGGUGGUGAGCAUCCUGAGAGUGUGCCCGGACCUGCUGCACAAGUACUUCAAGGAGGUCACGUUCUCCUUCCUGCCCCGAGCAAAGGCCACGUGGGCCAACAACGUCAGGCUGCUGCACAAGAUCUACGAGGCCCAGCCGGACGUUUCCCGGGCGUUUCAGACCCGAGAGUUCAUCCCCUUGUCCCGGCUGCUGGCCAUGGUGAUGGUGACCACCGUGCCCCCGGUGUGCAACAAGAUCAUGUUCACCCAGGCACUAAACUUGGAUAGCAAGUCGGUGAGGCACACAGCCCUGGCCCUGCUCUUGUUCAUUCUGAAGAGAGCACUGAAGACCAUCGACUUCUGCCUGAGCAGCGAGGCCUGGCAGGGGCCCGGCGUGUACACGACCGCAAUGAUGGAGGACUUUGUCUUCCCAGACUUGAACACCGUCGUGUGGGUCUGGCAGUCCCUUAGGAAGCAGGACACCAGAGACAGGGACGAGCAGGGACGGAAGCGGGACAGCGGGGACAAAGCCGUUGUUUCUUAACAAAGCUUUCGUUUUGGUUCAGACGACGCGGAAACCAUUCUUCUGAAGGCCGUCCUGCUGCAGGUCAUCUGCCUCUACCAGCGGGUGGUCCCGCACGUGGUCACGCAGUACAACUUCGACUUCAGCAAGCUCCUGCGAGGUGUCAUCUCGGAGCAGGGCCUGCGGGAGGAGGUGCCCCCCGUCCUGCAGCACCACCUCCUGCAGGUGGCCCUGGAGCUUCCCGCCUGCAAGUUCUCCUGGUUGAAGGCUCAGGAAGGCCCGGAGGCAGAGCUCCUCGGGGGCGAGCGGUCCGUGUUCUACCUGCUGAUGAAGAUGUUUGUGGCCAGCGCCCACUUGCAGCUCAAGUUGUCCACCAAGCGCCUCAUCGUGAAGAUCCUGCAGGACACGGGCGUGUUCGAGCACACGUGGAGGGAGCUGGAGCUGUGGCUGGAGCACCUCCGCUCCUGUGUCCCCAGGGGUUGGGACACUUUCCUCGUUUCCUCUGUGACCUCUGGCUGCUCUCCUCUCGGCUCCCUGUGCCAGGUGCUGCUGACGUUGGUGGCGAACCCCUACGUGUACACCGACAAGGCCUCCGACUUCGUCCAGGAAGCCAGCACGCUGCAGGCCGCGGCCAAGCAGGACGCCGACGACGCCAGCAUCCCCAUCUCCCACAUCGACGACGUGCUGGACAUGGUGGACGUGCUGGUGGAGGGCAGCGAGGGCCUGGACGAGGAAAUCGGAUGCUCGCUGAGCGAAGACAUGGCCCUGCUCACGUUCCCGUUCAGCCCCGUGGCCCCCGCCGCCCUGGAGGCCAGGAACAAGCUGCUCCUCGGGACAGAGCGCGAAGCAGGGGACAGUGUCGUGGCGUACCUGACGGCCGUGCUCACAGACCUCCUGCACAGCCAGCGGGACCCAUUGGCACUGUGCCUCCUGCUCCAGGCCUACGACCAGCUGGCGCCUCCGGUCCCACAGCUGUGCUGCUUCAGCAGCUACUACCGCCUCUGGAUCCCAGAGCCCGCCCAGGACACUGCGCUUCUGCAGACGCCGCGCAGCCCUGCCCCCCAGGACCCCCGGAACCCCUCCUUCGGGGCCCUGCUGCAGGCGGCCUUCCAGAGCGAGGACAAGGCCGCGCUGCUGGACGAGGCAGUGCAGGCGCGGCUGCGAGAGGCCGUCCCACACCUGCCCCUGCCCCGCGUCCUGCUGUCCGUGAGGCACGUGCUGCUGUACUUGCGGACCAGCGUGGAGCGCUUCCGCCAGCUGGGCAGGGGCGCGGGGCCCCCCCUCCUGCAGCUGCUCCUGGACCUGCUCCGGCGCCUGGUCCUGCACUGCGCGCAGCUGGACGCGCAGAACAGGGAGAAGUGCGAGGCCGCACAGGCCGAGGCCGCCCUCUUCCUGGACGCGGAGUCUGCGGCCUCGCUGGAGCUGGCCGGCGACACGACGCUGGAGGAGGUGCUGGUAGCCGCACUCUGCCACCCCACGUUGGAGGGCUGGUUCCUGGCCUGCGGGCAGCUGGGCCUUCUGGCCAGGUACUCAGAAGCCAUCACCCAGAGUGUGCUGAGGGAGCUGCGGGACCGGAAGGCAGGCCCAGCCGUUGUGCCACCCAAGGCCCUCCCACAGCUCAAGGCCCUGCAGGCCCUGCACACGUACAUGGAGGGUGCCCAGCUCCGGGAGGUCACCCUGGCCCUGCUGAGCCUGCCCGAGGCCCACCUGGUGGCCCAGCCCCUGAGAGUGGCCGUUUGUGUCUUCCAGACGCUGGAGGAGGUGCUGGUGGCCGCACUCCGCCACCCCACGUUGGAGGGCUGGUUCCUGGCCCUGGAGCGGCAGGCCCUGCCCCCGCAUACAUCCCUGAGAGUGGCCGUUUGUGUCUUCCAGACGCUGGAGGAGGUGCUGGUGGCCGCACUCCGCCACCCCACGUUGGAGGGCUGGUUCCUGGCCCUGGAGCGGCAGGCCCUGCCCCCGCAUACACUCAGCCCUGUCCUCGCGAAGCUCCUGGGCGCCCACCUCAGUGCGGGGGUCCUGCCACUGCUCACGGCCAGCGCCCCGAUCCUCCGCAGCUGCGGGCAGCUGGGCCUUCUGGCCAGGUACUCAGAAGCCAUCACCCAGAGUGUGCUGAGGGAGCUGCGGGACCGGAAGCUGCGGGAGGGCCUGGAGGACAUCCUGCCCCUGGUGCACAGCUACCUCCAGCGCCGGACCCAGGGACGCCCCACGCGCCCAGCAGCAGUGCCCUCUGCUGUCGCCCCGAUCCUGAGGAAGGCCCUGUGGAGGAGGCUGCAGACCCGGCUCCUCGGUGCUGACGGGCCCUCGGAGACCGGGCUGCACCCAGAGGUCCUGGCCCAGCUGGUCCCAUUCGCGAGAGCCAAGGACCUGGGUGUCCUCAAGGACCGUCUGCCCAGCUUGCUCCAGACUCCAGACGGUCACAAGAGCUGGGUCGUGGCCGACGCCAUCUCGGCCGCCCUGGCCGGGGCGGGAGCAGACCUGCGCGCCUGGAGAGAGAGGCUGCUGGAGUGCUGCGUGAAGUGGCUGGUCGGGUCCUUCGGCGGCCGGGAGCAAGACCAGGACGGAGCCCAGGGUCGGGAGGAGCAGAUGCUGCUGCGGCUCCGCCAGCUGCUGAGCUCAGCUGAUGAAGUGGGUCCUGGGGAUUGGCAGCAGUUUGUGAAGACGGGACUCAAGUUUCGGUAUCAGGACCCCGCGUUUCUGAGGGUGCUCCACGCCGCCGUGCAGCUCCUGUACCGGCCCGACAGCCCCGUGCGCGCGAGCCUGGUCCCGCUCCCCGUGGUCCACAUGAUGCUGGCCCAGCACUCCCUGUUCCUGCCCACCCUGCUGGCGUCCGGGGAGGAGGGAGCCCCCGACGGCCAGGUGAAAGAGGCGCUGGUGGACCUGCUGGCGUGGCAGCAGCCAAGCGCCGGGGACAUCCUCCGCCUGCUGGACCGCGACCAGAUGAUGAAGACCAUCCUCCACUUCCCCCAGAACCGGAGGCUGCUGCCUCCUGAGGACACACAGGACCCGAUAUUCAGGGACGGGAGCCCCAGUGACCUCGAUGGCCUGUACGACCCCUGCUUUCUGCUCCACCUCUUCAGUGAGCUGACCAGGCCAGAGCUUGUGGUGGAUUGCCGAAAGUUUGUGGAUUCCAACGCUCUGGGCCUGACCGCCGCGGCCCUCAGCAGCUAUGACCCCCAGAUGCGAGCCGCCGCCUACUCCGUGCUGGCGGCCUACUACUCACACGUGGAGGGGGCCCGGUUCCGAGAGCAGCCCCAGGUGCUCUACCUGCUGGAUGUCGUGCGGAACGGGAUCCGCACUCAGAACAUGAGGCUCACCUUCACCUUGGCGCUCUUCGUGGCCAAAGCCGCCCUGCAGAUUCUGAAGCCAGAGGAGCACAUGUACCUGAAGAUCAACAAGUUCCUGCUGUCACACGAGGACCUGAACAUGAGCAAGGUCCCCGGCUUCUUCCAGUUCUUCUACAGCUCGGACUUCCAGCACAGCACCGAGCGGGAGUGGCUGUUCGGGCUCCUGCGGCAGGGCCUGCGCGACAAGCACUGCUACCAGCUGUACGCCCGGCGCGGUGUCUUCAACAGUCAUCAAAAACGCGGAGGUGUGCAGGCUGCGGGCCGUCAGCACGGACGGCUUCGUCCUGGGUUUCAGGGUUGGGUUCUGGAGAUCCUGCAGAGCGCCGCCCGCGACGCCGGGGCCGCCUACGAGCUCCUGCGGGACUACAGCCUCCUGACCUGGGUCCUGCACGCGCUGGAGGGCAGGUUCCUGGAGACGCAGCUGCUGUCCAGCAUCAUCGACCUGCUGCACACGCUGUGGGUGACCAACCUGAGGGGCAGGGGCGCGGAGGCGGGCAGCCCGCCUGGAACCCAGGCGCCCCCGAAGCUGCUGGCCCUGCACCUGGUCAACGAGUUCCUGUACGUCCUGCUGGCACUGGCGAAGCACCUGAGGUAUGCCCGCUGCCCCCCUCCCUGGGCCACGGCCACCCCUCUCACUGUCCGCGGCCACCGCGCCCUCAGCAGUCGGCCUGGUGAGCCGGGCAGAGCUGCCGCCGUGCGGGUGACGCCAGGAAGCCCCUGUCGUCGCUGUUCCCCUCCCACAUCAGCCUCACGGGCCUGGGAACUAACACCUGCUGGGCAGGUCCCUGGGCAGGAGCCCGUCCACCCUGACAUCAAAUGCUCAAGGACAGCAACAAGCAUACUGACCCACUGGGAGCCCGUGUUCCCCAGCCCUGCACCCACUGAGGGGCCCUCGGACCCAGCCGUCCCCCACAGCGAGGCCAUCGGCCCCAUGUGCACCGUCGCCGCCCUGGUGAUCAGCUGGGUGCUGCGCACGGCCACCGAGCACCCGCUCGGCGGGGCUGAGGCUGCGGGCCUCCUGCACUGGCUUCGGGGCCACGUGGGGCAGCAACCGGAGGUCGCGGCCCAGCUCCUCGGGGACGGUGUGGUGCGGAGUGGCCUGUUCAGGCUGUACAGCCGGCUCUGCGCAGACGGGCUGGCGGGGCCCGAGCUCAACGCGGAGGAAGCCACGCGAGCCUCCGCAGCCUUCCUGCUGUCCCUGUACAUCCAGGACGUCUGGCUGGGGGCCCAGCGGCCAGACGCCCUCCUCGCCCACGUCCAGAUGGUCCGUGAGGCUGCGGGGGACGCGCCAGGCGGUGACCAGGAGGCCGUAGUCGGGCUCUGCGAGGACAUCGCCGCCCUGGCCCCGGACACGUGACGCCCUCGCAGGCUCUAGGAGUCCAGGGGUGUGUGUAGUGACCAGGGCCCUGGGGGAAAAGCUCGCUUUAUUUACUCGGCCAAUAAACAGACUGGAGGGCCUGCGUGAGGCGGUCAGCGUGACGGGGCCAGGGGGCCGCACAGCGGUCAGUGGGCCGGCCCUUUUCCCGUUCCUCGUUCUGAGAGGAAACGCCUCAAAGUGAGUGGCACUGAGCAUGCGAGGGCUCCCGGGUGAAGCUAAGCUAAACGGCCACGAAUGUGUCACAAAGCAGAGGCGCCUCAGCUGGUCUCUGUAGGCGUCGGGGCAGAGCUCCGGGUCACUGUCCGGUCAGCUCCUGCCGCCGCUUCUGUUUCCUUAAAUCCGCGGGCUGCUCAGAGCCUCUGCUUAGGGAAGGCACCUGUGUUUUUAACCUGAUAAUAAAUGUCUAUUUUUGUUAA
Molecule: messenger RNA, 6674 nt
Organism: Myotis davidii
Lineage: Eukaryota; Metazoa; Chordata; Mammalia; Chiroptera; Vespertilionidae
Gene: URB1
Product: URB1 ribosome biogenesis 1 homolog (S. cerevisiae)
Exons: 40
Biological process (GO): maturation of 5.8S rRNA from tricistronic rRNA transcript (SSU-rRNA, 5.8S rRNA, LSU-rRNA); maturation of LSU-rRNA from tricistronic rRNA transcript (SSU-rRNA, 5.8S rRNA, LSU-rRNA)
Cellular component (GO): nucleolus
Source: RefSeq, a predicted model, not a curated record